Messenger RNA from Passer domesticus (house sparrow), 732 nucleotides. RefSeq names its product proline-rich proteoglycan 2-like. NCBI's taxonomy places the organism in Eukaryota, Metazoa, Chordata, Aves, Passeriformes, Passeridae. The coding region runs from base 1 to 732 and encodes 243 amino acids. The transcript has a single exon. The record is from RefSeq and is a predicted model, not a curated record.
AUGGAACAGGAGCUGCCGCAGCAGGGGCUCGGCACCUCCGGCACGGCGGAGCCAGGCCCGGCACGUGUGGGGCACCCAGAACCCGCUGCCCAGCCCGCAUGCAACUCCCAGCAUAAACCCCGCUUCACGUCCCCACAAAACCCCGCAUCCCCACAAAACCCCGCAUCCCACCGCACCCCCUCAGCCACCCCACCGCGCAUGUGGCCCGGCCGGGCCGAGCCCCCCCGCCCCUCCCGCAGCUCCGUGCGGGCAGGGGGACCCCCGGAGGAGCCGCUGCCGCCCCGGGGGGAGCCGGGGCUGCGGCCCCCGCCCGCCCCACACGCACCUCCCGCAGCCGCCGCCCCGGCACAUUCAACUGAGCCCCACGCUUGGCGCCGCCGCCCGCCCCCUGCCGCUCAUUGGCUACGCGGGGAGAACGGCGGCGUCUGGUUGGCUGCCUAUCUGUCAAUCAGCGCGGCGGCCAAUAGGAAGCCCCGCUCGGAGUUAAAGCGCCCAUGGGGAACACGUGUGCCGCGGAGCGAUCCGCCGGCUUCGGGCGGCGCGGGUGACGUCACCUUCCCGCGCCGAGCUCCGCCUAUGGCUCCGCCUGGGAGAUUCCCGAAAUCGGGACCGUGCCGGGCCUGGCCGGGAUCCGCCCGCAUCCGGGCAGGGACCCUUCCGUACCCUGCUGGGACCCAUCCCGCAUCCUGCUGGGACCCCCAAGGGUCUGGCAGGGGACCCCCCGAAUCCUGA